Molecule: messenger RNA, 690 nt
Organism: Manihot esculenta (cassava)
Lineage: Eukaryota; Viridiplantae; Streptophyta; Magnoliopsida; Malpighiales; Euphorbiaceae
Exons: 4
Coding region: 1-600 (199 amino acids)
Biological process (GO): shoot system development; root development
Source: RefSeq, a predicted model, not a curated record
AUGACAGUCUUGAGAAGCAGAUGCAAGUUGAAGACAUCACAAUUCUCGUCAAUUGGCCAAAAAGUGGCUGGCUUGAAAAAGUUGUACAACUCUGUUGAUGAUUGUCUACUCUCCCAACAAUCUCAUUCUCAUGAGCAGCAAAGCCAAUGUGUAGAGGAGGCAUUGAGUGUAUCUUUGAAAUUGCUGGAUAUGUGCAACACCACAAAAGAUAUUUUGUCACAAAUGAGGGAAUGCUUUCAGGGGCUUGAAUCAUCUCUCCCGAAGAACAAGACGCGGAGAGUUUGGCUUGAAAGGCAGGAAAACAAUUGCACAACAACUUUCAGUGACAAUUCUGAUAUGGUGAACAUGAUUAACAUUCUAAAAGCAGCUGAGGAAACUAGUCUUGCAGUGUUGGAGCCUAUCUUAUCUUUCAUUUCUCAGUCCAGCGCAAACUCAAAGCUCUCAGGCUGGUUUCUGGUCUCAAAAAUCAUACAAUCCAAGCGUUUUGAAAGGACUAGAGGCAUUGGAUUCAAAUCUUCAGGAAGCAGUGGAGGGUUGGAGUGUAUUUAUAGAAGAUUGGUGAACAUCCGAGUUUCCCUUCUCAAUAUUCUGAACCAGUGAACACAAUUUUGUAUCAUUCAAUUUUGACCCCUGUUGUAUGCACCAUACAUAGACAAGUAAAUCCAAGUAAAUACUGACAUACUUUUCUUC